UCCAUCCCUCUCGUUGUGAUGGAGAUGAUAGACCUCCGAAUGCUGCGUCCUCGUCUGACCAGACCGCGCUAGGAGAACAUUUCCUUUGUUCAACAUAAGUACAAAUAGAUUAACGAGAGCGCGGAAGACUCAAUAGCUUCCGCAAACACGAUAUGUUCCGACGGAGCGCGAAACUGGUGAUACAGACAGGGUUCCCAAAGAAAUACUCAUCGCGCAAGUCUCAAUCGCCGGCAGCGUACUGUGCGGACCUUGUCAAGAAGCUCGACUAUGAAAAUUAUCUAUGCACCCUUCUGCUGAAAGGCGAUACUCGACGGGCGGCUUUCGCGAUUCGCGCUUUCAACGCAGAAUUAGCGUCUAUACGAGAUCAGGUGACCAACGUGACGACAAGUCAGGGUCGUUUCGUUUUUUGGAGGGAAACAAUAAACAGAAUAUACGGGGGUGUCUCACCACAGCACCCAGUGGCCCUGGAACUCCUGUGGGUUCUUUCAUCAGCACAAUCGACCAUCAACAAGCAAUGGUUUUCAAGAUUGAUAGAGAGCCGCGAAGCGAAUGCGAAGAACUCGGCUUUCGAAUCGUUGACGGCGACCGAGACAUACGCCGAAAGUAGCGUUACGCCCGUCUACUACCUGAUCCUCGAGUCGCAGGGGUUCAAGAGCAUCGACUGUGACCACACGGCGAGCCAUCUCGGCAAAGCUCAAGGGCUGACCAAUAUGAUACGAGCUGUCCCAUAUCAUGCGUCUAAAGGCCAUUGUUACCUGCCCAUGGAUCUGAUGGCGAAGCACGGUCUGUCGCAAGAGAGGCUCCUCAGAGCACCGCAGGCAGGUCUCGAGGAGCUCUUAUUCGAGGUUGCCGCCGACGCUCACUUACACGUGGAGAAAGCUUCCAAGGAGCUGAAGAAGCUGCCGAGAGCCGUCCACGAUCUGUAUCUGCCGCUGAUCUGUCUUCAAGACUUCCUAGAACGCAUACGGAGGGCCAAAUUCAAUAUUUUCGAUUCGGGAGUUCAACGACGGAACUCACGGUUACCUCUCCUUCUGUUGAAGCAUAAAGUGAAGCAAAAACUUCGCUUGUGGCCUUGA
Messenger RNA from Galendromus occidentalis (western predatory mite), 1076 nucleotides. RefSeq names its product NADH dehydrogenase (ubiquinone) complex I, assembly factor 6 homolog sicily (gene sicily). The transcript is spliced from 5 exons. The coding region runs from base 153 to 1076 and encodes 307 amino acids. Gene Ontology annotation, biological process: biosynthetic process. NCBI's taxonomy places the organism in Eukaryota, Metazoa, Arthropoda, Arachnida, Mesostigmata, Phytoseiidae. The record is from RefSeq and is a predicted model, not a curated record.